Messenger RNA from Ictidomys tridecemlineatus (thirteen-lined ground squirrel), 5038 nucleotides. RefSeq names its product FANCD2 and FANCI associated nuclease 1 (gene Fan1). Gene Ontology annotation, biological process: interstrand cross-link repair. Lineage: Eukaryota; Metazoa; Chordata; Mammalia; Rodentia; Sciuridae. Gene Ontology annotation, cellular component: nucleus. The record is from RefSeq and is a predicted model, not a curated record. Gene Ontology annotation, molecular function: 5'-flap endonuclease activity; flap-structured DNA binding; 5'-3' exonuclease activity.
GAGGGGCGCAGGGCGGGAGGACGCCGGGCGGUCGCGUGGCCGCGGGUGCGCUACCCAGGGGCGCAUCCCAGGCCCGCGGAUUUGGCCUCGCUGCUCUGGCCGUGCUCACUGGCCCCCCAGGGGCUUUGCAGCGGAAGCUGUGGCGGUGGCAGCCACGCGUGUGUGCAGAUCCCCGGGACGACUGUGGGCGUUCGUCUGUGCAGGCCUGAGGCGGGAGCUGCCUUGGGGAACCAUCCCGAUGGGCACCAUCUCCCGUGGAAAAUGUUACCGAUGCUGUGCUUUUAUAGAAGGAUCUGGAAUAGUAAAAAAAAUCCCUUUUUUAAAACGGGAAGAAGAAAUUUAAACGAAUAACAUGAGGUUACAUAAAGUCCCCGUUUUUAUUAGUUCAAGCCAAGAGAGUAAAAGUAAAGCAUUGCUAUCUUUCACCAGAAAUAGCUUGUGUUUUAUUACUUGGAUCACCCAAUUUUUCUAAUACUCAUAAUGCCAGAAGGGAAAUCGCCUGACAAAAAAAGACCUCGGAGAAGCUUGUCAAUCAACAAAACUAAAAAAAAUUCAUCUAACUCUAUCGUUUCGUAUUUUAACAAUGCACCACCUGCUAAACUUGCUUGCCCCAUUUGUAGUAAAAUGGUGCCCCGGUAUAACUUAAACCAGCACCUUGAUGAAAUGUGUGCUAACAAUGGUGAUGUCAUUCAAACGAAUCCAGUACAGGUUAACUUAAUGAAUUCAAAUGUGACCACAGUAGAUUUAACGAAUACUGCCUUAGAAGAUGUAAGACCAAGGAAGUCACCACCAAAGACAAGUCCAAUACCUCACCGAAGUGGUUUGGCAAAAAUGAGCGCAAAACAGCAGACCAGUCCUUACUUUAAAAGUACUGAUGCCUUGGUGUGCAAAAAUCAAGAUGAGCUGAUAAGUCAUUCUGUGAAAGUCAUUUCUUUGGGAAGCCUGUCAACUAAAUUGUCCAGGAAAUACAUAAAGGCUAAAAAGUCUCUAAGUAAGAAUGAGGAAUUUAGCAAUAAUUGUCUACAGAGUUCCCCAUCCACAGCUGUUAAAAGCCUGAUUGCUAACUGUUUAGAAAUUGAGGACAAGGAUCAAAUUUUGGAGAACAGUUCUCAAAAAGAAAAUAUUUUUACAUGUGAUUCUCUAAAGGAAGAGAAUAUUUCUGAACCUAUGGUAAAAGGUGAUAAAAUAGUGGAAGCUGAAAGCCAAAAGACUGCUCAGAAAUGUGGGAAAUUCACCCUUACCCCUGGGUUCUCUGAUAAAGCUCCCAUGUUAUUUUCUCCAGAUUUGUUCCUUGGGAAUAAUUUAAAGUAUACUUCGGAAGAUAGUCUUGUAAAGCAAGAGAAUGUCAAAGAUAUAGAUGAUAAAGGUGUUGAAAAACUUGAGGCAUGUAAUUGUAAAGAAGUAGAAAUGACUGUUGUUUCAGAACUUAAAACACAGUUGUCAAAUUCAGAGGCAGAUUUUCCAAGUUCUACAAUUGCUUCUGAGUGGAGUAACUUUCAAGAAGUUUUGGAAGGUGAGAGUGGCUUAAAGAGUAAAAUCACUUGUAGCACUGCUGUGGAGCAAGGGUCAAGCUGUGGUGUUCCUGAUAAGAUGCCGCAAACACUGAGUCAUCCUUACUAUCUUCGGAAUUUCCAUGUGGUACUGAAAGCUGUACUUGAGAAUGAAGAUGAUAUGAUGCUCUUUGAUGAAGAGGAGAAGGGAAUUAUAAGUAAAUUUCAUCAGUUAUCAGCUAGUGGUCAGAAAUUAUAUGUAAGGCUCUUUCAACGUAAAUUAAGCUGGAUUAAGAUGAAUAAAUUAGAAUAUGAAGAGAUUGCUUCAGACUUAAUACCUGUGAUUGAAGAAUUGAAGCACGCAGGCUUUCUUCAGACAGAAUCUGAAUUGCAAGAACUCUCUGAAGUGCUUGAACUUCUUUCUGCUCCUGAGCUGAAAACUCUGGCUAAGACCUUCCACUUGGUAAAUCCCAAUGGACAGAAACAGCAGCUAGUGGAUGACUUUCUCAAAUUGGCCAAACAGCGUUCAGUCUGCACUUGGGGCAAGAGUCAGUCUGGAAUCAGAGCAGUGAUUUUAAAAAGAGCCAAAGACUUGGCUGGACAGUCACUGCGAGUCUGUAAAGGCCCCAGGGCUGUGUUUUCCCGGAUCUUGCUACUGUUUUCAUUGACAGACACCAUGGAAGAUGAAGAAGCUGCUUGUGGUGGCCAAGGUCAGCUUUCUACUGUGCUGUUGGUCAAUCUCGGCCGAAUGGAGUUUCCUAGUUAUACUGUCAAUCGGAAAACACAAAUUUUUCAAGACAGAGAAGAUCUUAUCAGAUAUGCAGCAGCUGCGCACAUGCUGAGUGACAUUUCUACCGCGAUGGCCAGUGGGAACUGGGAAGAAGCUAAGGAGCUCUCUCAAAGUGCAAAAAGGGAUUGGAACAAACUGAAAAAUCACCCUUCCCUAAGAUACCAUGAGGAGUUACCACUCUUUCUUCGGUGUUUUACUGUUGGGUGGAUAUAUACAAGGAUUUUGUCUCGGACUGUUGAAAUCUUGCAGAGACUUCACAUGUAUGAGGAAGCUGUUAAGGAACUUGAAAACCUUUUGUCACAGAAAAUUUAUUGCCCUGAUAGCAGAGGCAGAUGGUGGGAUCGACUGGCUCUUAACUUACACCAGCACUUGAAGCGCUUGGAACCGGCUAUCAGGUGCAUUAUUAAAGGGCUGGCAGAUCCAGAGGUAAGGACAGGACACCGUCUUUCACUUUAUCAGAGAGCCAUGCGCCUGCGAGAGUCUCCAAGCUGUAAAAAGUAUAAGCACCUCUUUCAUCAGCUGCCAGAAAUUGCUGUCGAAGAUGUUAAACAUGUGACCAUCACGGGCAGGCUGUGCCCACAGCGUGGGAUGGGCAAGUCUGUAUUUGUCAUGGAGUCUGGGGAUACUACUGACCCCACCACAGUACUGUGCUCUGUGGAGGAGCUGGCGCUGGACUAUUACAGAUGCAACGGCUUUGACCAGGGGAUCCAUGGAGAAGGGUCUACCUUCAGCACCCUGUAUGGCCUCCUUCUGUGGGAUAUAAUCUUCAUGGAUGGGAUACCAGACGUCUUCAGAAACGCCUACCAGGCAUCCCCACUGGACUUGUGCACAGACAGCUUCUUCACCAGCAGGGGCCCAGCCCUUGAGGCCAGACUGCAGAUGAUUCACAGUGCCCCUGCAGAGAGCCUGCGAGCCUGGGUGGCAGCCACAUGGCAGGCCCAGGAAGGCAGAGUGGCUUCUCUUGUCAGCUGGGACCGCUUCACUUCUCUUCGGCAAGCUCAGGAUCUUGUCUCCUGCUUGGGGGGUCCCAUCCUCAGUGGUGUGUGCAGGCGACUGGCUGCUGACUUUCGACACUGCCGAGGGGGCCUCCCUGACUUGGUGGUGUGGAACUCCCAGAAUCACCGCUUUAAGCUGUUCAACAUCACUCUAGCCACAAGUCACCACAGGCCAAGAGCAGCCAGAGGCCCAAGAGACUCAAGAACUUCCCGAUCAACCAUUCACUCCAGUGAGAUUCUUGCCUGUUUUUUAAUAGAACUCCAGGCCUAAAUACUGAGUAACAAUAAAAUUAAAUAUUUCUUUAGCCCUGGCUUCCACUUCUCUCUUAACUUGUAGAUAUUAAAAAUUACUCAACUUAUCUGUACCUUUGGAUAAAAGCAGGUUGAAAUGUUUGCACCCUUCUACUCUGGAUGACGUGGCAGACUUUAGCACAUAAUCUUAGUCAAAAUAAACAAAUUUUUCCAUCCUGGGUACUUUUCUGGUACCCAGACGACGGUAUCCAACAUCGUGACUUUGAAAGCAUCCAACUUUACAAUGUCUACCACUGCUUCAUGCACAGUAUCCUGGGCUUCCUCAUCAAAAGUCAGCUUUCUCCAGCCAGUGAGAAAACUGGAAACACUUUGGAAAACUGGCUCAGUUCUAGGAUUGUUUUUAAGAUCAUUUCAGCAAGUUUCUCUCUUCUGGUACCCAGAAUGCAGAUGGAUUUAUUCUGUAUUCUAAAGUCUUUCUGAAGAUUCUGCAGUUCCUCUGGGCCAUGAUGGUUCAUCUUCCAGGUGAUUUCACUGUCCCUCAUUUCCCAGAAGAGCUUGGUUUGGAAUCUUUAUUUAUUUGUUUUGUUUUUACAGUGCUGAGGAUCAAACCCAAGACCUCCUGUAUGCUGGGUAAAUGCUCUACCACUUGAUUUUUCAAUCUUACAACCUAACUUGCAUUUCUUAGAUAUGCCUCACAUAAUAAUUGUGAUAAAGUGUGGAUUUGAUUUUGUAAAAUAUUAUAAUUUUUGCAUAUAUGUUCAUGAAAGAUAUUGAUCUGUAGUUUUCUUAUAAUAUCUUUGUUGAGUUUUGGUUUCAGGGCAAUAUAUUACUGGCCUUUAUAGAAUGGGAUGGAAAAUAACAUUUUUGGUCUUCAGGAAUAGUUUGUUUACAAUUAUUAUUAGUCCAUAAAAUCUUUGGUGGAAUUAAACAGGGAAGCCCAACAGGCCUGGAGUUUUCUUUUUGGGAAACUUCAAAACUCUACAUUUCUUUUUUAAUCAACAUAGAGCUAUUCAUGUUAUAUUGAUUGAACUUUGGGAGUUUGUGUCUUGAGAAGUUGUCCAUUUCAUGUAAAUUGUUGAAUUUUUUUGGCAUAAAAUUGUUCCUGUUUCUCCUUGUUAUUUAAAUAUCUGUAGAAUCAUUUUAUUUCUAUCAUGCUUUUAUUCUGUAUCUUUUCUUUUUGUGACCUAUCUGGUGGGAGAUUUAUCAAUUUUAUUGAUUUUUCUCAAAGAACCAGCUUUUGUUAUCAUUGAUUUUUUUCUAAUGUCUUUGUUUCAUUGAUUUCUGCACUUCUCUUUAUAAGUUCCAUUCUUCUGAUUACUUUGGAUUUAAUUGUUAUUUAUGGUUUCUUAGAGAGGAAGUUGUAACCAUUACUUUGAAAGUUUCUUUUUAUAAGUCCAGUUUCAAAUAUCAUAUUCUAAUUAUGUAGUACUGGUGCAUGGUUACACCUUAAUAUUAUGUUUGGUCGGUUUCCUAAACUUACUUAUUAUGCUCAAUAAAGUUACUGAUUAUUU